Molecule: messenger RNA, 527 nt
Organism: Trichobilharzia regenti
Lineage: Eukaryota; Metazoa; Platyhelminthes; Trematoda; Strigeidida; Schistosomatidae
Source: the annotation of a GenBank genome assembly
AUGAAAACUGAGAGUUUGAAAGCCAUAACGCUAGGCAAAAAGUUGUCAAUGCUUGGAGAUGAUUUUGAAGACCAUAUGAAAGAAAUCAAUGGAUGUAAUACUAUGAGACAUGUACGACAUGGGACAAAUAAUCAACUUCAUAUCCACCGAAAUGAUCAGGAUGGUGAAACAGAGAUGAUGUCAGUAAUUCGUCGAGUUAAUUGGUUAAAUUGGAUUCAGUCUUUUCUUCGCUAGAAAACAGAAUAUUCAGAAUACCGACGCAUAAAAACAUCUGAUGAAGCAUCGUAAAUACUUGAUUUAUAUCUAUGGAAGCAGCUACAGACACGGGAAAAAAGGAACUGCGUGCGAUGGAGAAUUUAAUUAACUUCCUGAGAAAAUGUAUUCCGAGGAUUCAUAUACAAUCCGGAGGAUGUAAAUGACUCCUAACUAGUGAUACUUAUUGAGAUGAAAUAAUAGGCUAACGUUAAGCCUACACUCCAUUUUGUAAUGACUAGAAGAAAACAACUUUUUGGACAUUUUAAAAAGUC